AUGGUGAUUGUUACAAUUUUGAUGGCGGGUUUAGCUGUGUUUGCCAAAUAUACACAGGACCACGCUGUGAUACAGAAAUCAAUGAGUGUCUGCUUGAUCCGUGCAAAAACAAUGGCUCUUGUGUUAAUAUCCCAGGCUCAUCUAUGUAAAACAAACGCUACCAAGUUAAUCUUCAUGGUAGACAGUUCCUAUAGUUCUUCGGGAGAACCGUUCAGAAAACAGUUGCAGUACAUUACGGACGUUGUUUCACGAAUCACCAUUUCUGCAAGUAAAUUUUCAGUAGCGGUUAUCUCAUAUGGAACAGAGGCGAGGGCAGACAUUAAUUUCAACUCUUACGAAAACAAAACGGAACUUCUUAGUUUCAUUCAAAACAUCACUUUUGUCAACGGAACAACUAACAUACCAUCGGCCUGUAUCGAGGUCAAAAGGAUACUACAAUUAACACCCAAUGAUUUUCAGUUUGUAUUUCUCUUCACCGAUGGCAUGCCUACAAGUCUGAGUGCUGCAGUAGGUUCCAUUGUCGAUUUGAGAGGUUUCUUGAAAUUAUCAAAUGAGUGGAAUGACGUUUUCUUGGUGGCGUUUGGUGAUGACGUCAGACAUGAGGGAUUUAGGCAGUUAUCCGGGGAUCACCGAUUCGGUGAUGUGUAUCCCAGCAUUAAUAUGGAACCGCUGCAUCAAGUCUUCAAGAAAACCGUAAACAUACGAUGUUCAGCGUGUAAGGUAAGACGGGAUAGUGAUAUAGUGUUUGCUCUCGACACAUCAACCAUACAAUCGCAGACUACUUACAAAGCCAGUCUGGGUAUCUUCGUACAACUUAUGCAAUCCAUGGAUGAAUUCGUUUUCUUAGGAUCUGAGUACGUUCAAAUAGGCACCGUUCACUUCUCCGAUACCGCAUUGUCCUUUUUACCGUUGAAUUUUACGACCGAUUUAGAUACAUUUGCAAGUACUUUUCAAGCCGCAAAGCAAGACAACCGUAACAGUUCGUCAAGUCUUGCAAAUGCUCUUCAAUUCAUCUGGCAAGAAAUGUUCUCGGACAGACAGGGGGCUAGAUACAGUGCUUUGAAGUACGUUGUUUUCGUCAAUAAUGGAUUCGAUAUUAAUAUGACAGAGACUUAUAAUUUAGUAGAAGAAAUGACAAAGGAUGGAAUUGCCUUAAUCUCCAUAGGCGUAGGGAAGAAUUAUAAGGACGGACAGGUUUUAAAUACGGCUUCUAGUCCUUUCCAUGCUUAUUUUUCGGAACAGGAUCGAUCAACGAAUCAGUGGACUUUGCAGGAUACCGAGUUCGAAUUCAUCAAAAGACUAAUUAAUAGAAGGCUGGAAUGCACAAACAGAGUGAAUGCUUAAAAUACUUUUCUAAAAUUCUUAUUGCCAGUAUUUUGUUGCUUGGCAGAAUGUCUGUUGAGACAUCCACCUUAAAGCCAGUGACGCGGAGAUUGAUUUGAA
Molecule: messenger RNA, 1443 nt
Organism: Saccostrea cuccullata (small rock oyster)
Lineage: Eukaryota; Metazoa; Mollusca; Bivalvia; Ostreida; Ostreidae
Product: cartilage matrix protein-like
Exons: 4
Coding region: 1-1344 (447 amino acids)
Source: RefSeq, a predicted model, not a curated record